Messenger RNA from Cinara cedri, 1323 nucleotides. The record is from the annotation of a GenBank genome assembly. Lineage: Eukaryota; Metazoa; Arthropoda; Insecta; Hemiptera; Aphididae.
AUGGGUGAUUUUAAUGCAGUCAUUGGUGAAGGAUUAAAUGGAAAAGAAGUUGGAAAUUAUGGAUUAGGGAAAAGGAAUGACAGAGGUGACCGACUACUGGAAUUUUGCAGACAACAUGAGUUGGUUAUCUCUAUCACUUUAUUCAAUAAUCAUAAAAGAAGAUGAUACACUUGGAAGAUGCCUGGAGAUCUUGGAAGAUACCAAAUAGAUUUUAUACUGGUUAGGAAUAGAUUCAAAAAUCAAGUCAAAUCAUGCAAAACAUAUCCAGGUGUGGAUAUUAACAGCGGCCAUAAUCUUGUAAUGAUGAAAUGUGACGUAAAAUUUAAGAAAAUAAAAAAACCAAAUAAGAAAUACCACAAAUGGAACUUAGAAAAACUAAAAAUACCAGAAAUAGCAGAAAAAUAUCAAAAUAAAUGUGAUGAACAAAUUAACUGCCAAAAGAACCUCAACUUUGAAAUUAAUGAAAUAUCUAUAGAAAAUCGUUGGAAAGAGAUAAAGGAAUCCAUUACCUUAGCAGCAGAAAACCUCUUAGAAAGAAAAAAACAAGACCCCAAACAAAAAUGGAUAACUCAAGAAAUAAUUAACGAUACACAAAAAAGAAGAGUGCUUAAAAAUAAAAAUGACCCAGAUAGUAUAAGAAAAUAUAAAUCACUGAGAAAUAAGAUAAAUAGAGAAGCGAGACGUGCAAAAGAACAAUGGAUUGAAUCACGAUGUCAAGAAGUAGAGACCAUGAUGAAGAAUAACAUGCAGGAUAAAGCUUACAAAGUAAUAAAAACACAUUUUGGAGUGAGAAAAUUAAAAUGUGCACACAUCAAAAACAAAGAUGGAAAUAUACUAAUCGAAGACGAAAAAAUAGCUGACCGAUGGAAAGAAUAUGUAGAAACCCUAUAUUACAAAGAUAAUAACCCCGAGCCAUUGAUCCAAAUAGAAAAAAAUGAGGAUUCACAGGGAAAAAUGACGAAUACAAGUAUUUUAAGAUCGGAAUUUGAAUAUACAUUAAAAAUUAUGAAAGCAAAUAAAGCACCAGGACCAGAUAAUAUAAACACAGAGUUACUGCAAUACGCCGGCACAAAAACAAAAGAAGAACUAUUUAAAUUAAUACAUGAUAUAUACAAUAUAGGGACUGUUCCAAAAGACUUUUACAAAAGUACACUAGUACUAUUACCAAAAAAAGCAGGGGCAGAUCAAUGCAAUAACUUCAGAACCUUAAGCCUAAUAUUACAUGCUUCUAAACUCCUAAUAAUAAUUAUAACUAAAAGAGUUGGAAAUAGAAUUGAAGAACAGCUAGAUUGGAGCACAGCAUUAUAUGGUUGUGAAACAUAG